GAUUCAGAAAUGGUGGAAAAGGUUCUAAGAUCUUGCUGUAGCUAAAAUAGUCAGCUUUAUGUUUUUUUGUGCAGGCAUUGAGAUACUUUUCGUAUUAUUAUGUUCAGCUCUAGAAGCAUCUUUUGAAUAAAGAGAAAGAAAAAGACAUGAAAAUAGCCAACAGGGUUCGUUUGCUGACAAAACUAUUGCAAAAUGCCAGGGAACUUUCAUUUGCUGAGUCGACAGGUGUGAGACAGCAACAGGCUGAUGGUGUGUUGACCAAGCAAAAUUUCCAGUUUCAAAUAUUAAACUCUGAGAAAGAGAGUGCCAACAUAUUUAAGUCUACUUUCUUGAAGGAUUUCCUAUUGUUUGAAGAUUUUGUGACAGAGGAUGAGGAGAAAUGCCUUUUGGAAGAUUCAAAGAAGCCUUUAGCAAGACUGAAAUACGAAUAUGAUCACUGGGACGGGGUUAUCUGUGGAUACAGGGAGCUGGAAAAAUCAAGUUGGGGGCCAGAGAGCACAAAUGUACUUAAACGAAUUCAAGAAACGGUAUUUGAUGAGAAAUCUGUGAUGCUUCCAGCUGUUCAUGUGUUAGAUCUAUCUAGUGAUGGGUACAUCAAACCUCAUGUGGAUAGCAAGUUUUGCGGCCGUAGAAUUGCUGGUUUGAGCCUUUUGUCACCUGCUAUCAUGCGACUAAAGCCUAGUGACGUCACUGAGCAACAUGCUUUCGUAGAUGUUCUACUCAAGCCAAGAUCUCUUUACAUCAUGAGAGACUUUGCCAGGUACGAACUCACCCAUGAAAUCCUUGCAGAUAAAGAGUCAUACUUAGGAAAAAGAAAAUUUAACAGAGAGCGGAGGAUAUCCAUUGUAUUACGAGAGGAGCCACCUUCGUGAAGAAAUAGUUGUCCUGAAUGCACCAUUCAUGAGUUAAGAAUAAUCGAGAGCUGAGUUGCUUGCUUUCCUAUUUCGCAAGGGAUUGCUGCUUCAAAAGACGCUUGAAUUUGUUGAAACGAAUGACAUAUGUUCUGAAAUCUUCGAACGGACAAGUGAUUGCUGUGGCUUGAUACUUAAGAUUGUCGAUCGAGUAUUGUGUAGUGACUAAGAAAGGAAGUGUGUUUUAUGAACACUAAAUUACUCGCAAAUAGCAUUGUUCGCCGCCUACAAUUUUGUCAUGAUAUACCUGUGCCAUUAUUGAACUUAUGCAACGCUGUUUUCUGAAGUUGUACGUCAAAUUAUACCAUAUUGUUUGUUAAUUCUUCAUAUUUACUAUAAUCUAAAUAUGGAUCCAUUUCAAACGUGAUUUGUGUACUA
Molecule: messenger RNA, 1289 nt
Organism: Rhopilema esculentum
Lineage: Eukaryota; Metazoa; Cnidaria; Scyphozoa; Rhizostomeae; Rhizostomatidae
Product: RNA demethylase ALKBH7, mitochondrial
Biological process (GO): fatty acid metabolic process; DNA damage response
Cellular component (GO): mitochondrial matrix
Source: RefSeq, a predicted model, not a curated record